AUGGGACUUUGGGGUUACGGAUUCACCGGCGACACUACCAGUUCGCGGGCGUAUAGGCGCUACGGAGGUGUAUAUCUCUGUUCUAUGUUUUUGUUGCCAUCGGUGAUAUGGUAUUGCUUUGGUAACCCAGCCGUCACAGGAUGGUUUCUGAAGCGUGUGGUACCGGUCACAUAUCCCCCUGAAAGUGACCCUCGCAUAAUAUCGCGUGUAUACCACGGCAUGGAAGAUGCUGAUAGCGAUGCUUCAUGA
Molecule: messenger RNA, 249 nt
Organism: Babesia bigemina
Lineage: Eukaryota; Apicomplexa; Aconoidasida; Piroplasmida; Babesiidae
Exons: 1
Coding region: 1-249 (82 amino acids)
Source: RefSeq, a predicted model, not a curated record